Messenger RNA from Capsicum annuum, 871 nucleotides. Its product is annotated as nascent polypeptide-associated complex subunit beta. Bases 238 to 735 code for a protein of 165 amino acids. The record is from RefSeq and is a predicted model, not a curated record. Gene Ontology annotation, cellular component: cytosol; nascent polypeptide-associated complex. The transcript has 7 exons. NCBI's taxonomy places the organism in Eukaryota, Viridiplantae, Streptophyta, Magnoliopsida, Solanales, Solanaceae.
AUGUGAGAAGGGCAUAACUGGAAAUUGAAAUAUUCUCACAUUAUAUAGUAGGAUAUAGUUAUCGGCACCCAAGCAAACCCUCCUUUCUGUCUCUUCAUUUUUCCCUUCUCUGCGGCUAGGGUUUUAGCUCACUCUUCUCCUCACAACACAAGAUAACACUACUUUGUGGAUUGCUUUGGACUGCUUUUGCUUGAGCUAAGGGUCUAUUGGAAACAACCUCUAUCUCUGAAGGUAGGGAUGAAUGUAGAAAAGUUGCAAAAGAUGGCUGGUUCGGUCAGAACUGGUGGAAAGGGUACCAUGAGAAGAAAGAAGAAGGCUGUACACAAGACAACUACAACCGAUGACAAAAGACUACAGAGCACCUUGAAAAGAAUAGGUGUCAAUGCCAUUCCUGCUAUUGAAGAAGUCAACAUUUUCAAGGAGGACGUUGUUAUCCAAUUCAUUAACCCCAAAGUCCAAGCAUCAAUUGCUGCAAACACGUGGGUAGUUAGUGGUACCCCCCAGACAAAGAAAUUGCAGGAUAUUCUUCCUCAGAUUAUUCACCAGCUGGGUCCUGAUAAUUUGGAGAACUUGAAGAAAUUGGCUGAGCAGUUCCAGAAGCAGGCACCUGGUGCUGCUGCAGGUACAGAUGCGGCCGCAGGUGCUGUUGCAGCACAGGAAGAUGAUGAUGAUGUACCAGAACUCGUGGCUGGUGAAACUUUUGAAGCUGCUGCUGAGGAGGGUCACACUUCCUGAAGUUUUUGUUGAAAUUUCCCUACUUUCAAUGUUCUGAUAUCAGAUUUUACCUUAGCUUCUGAGUGUUAUAUUUCAUGUCUAUCUCAAAAGAAUUCUUAAAUGCUUUUAAUAGUAAGCCACUCUUUGCCCUUCAAAA